GUUCUUCGUCUGCAGUUGUUUGUCGGGUUGUUGAGUCGUGGUGGGUUUGUUGGUCUCGAUUGGUGUGUGGUUGGUUUAUCGGAGGUGGAUGUGUCACAGCUAGCCUAUAGCCUAUCCAGUGGAUAGCACAGCCUAGCCUAUCUGGAGCCAGAGCUUCGAAAACAUGUAUGGUAGCAGCACGCAGUUUCGUAACUGGACCUUCCAAGAUGACAGAGAAAUUGCAAAUCUACGUAAGCAGGCAAAUGCAGAUUUUAUCAACAAAUUUAGCAGUCAUAUGUCUGGUGCACAACGAGGUUCACACUUCUUGAAUGUUGAAGAGGAGAGGCAAAUGGUCCAUUAUUAUGAGAAUUCUCUGAAAGAGUUUUGCAAGAGAUUCCGAGAUCCUAGAGAUGCCCGCAUCAAAAUGCCAUUGUCUGUCAUGACAACAGCUCAACAUUAUUUCAAAAGAUUUUAUUUAUAUAAUUCAGUGAUGGAUUACCACCCAAAGGAGAUUUUAGUCACCUGUGUUUACCUUGCAUGUAAAAUUGAAGAGUUUUAUGUCACCAUAAAUGACUUUGUCCACAAUGUGAAAGGAGAUAAAAAGAAAGCUGCUGAGAUAAUUCUGAACAAUGAACUUCAACUUACCCAAGAAUUACAAUUCAAUCUCAUCAUUCAUCAGCCGUAUCGACCUGUAGAGGGAUUACUCAUUGACAUUAAAACAAGAUUCCAAAAGCUACAGGACCCAGAAAGGUUGCGACCUUAUAUUGAAGAUUUUCUAGAGAAAGUAAAUCUUACUGAUGCCAUUAUAUUGUAUUCACCAGGCCAGAUUGCUCUUGCUGCUGUGACUACUGCAGUAAGCAGGCUUGGAGAUAAUCUAGAUCAAUAUGUAACAGAUAUACUUUUCCCUGGAGACCAGAAGCAGCAUUUAGCUAAUCUAGUUUUUUCACUAAGAAAAAUCAAGAAAAUGGUAAAGAAUGCAGAGGCUCCCAUGCCAGAUACGAAGCGGAAAGAGAUCGAAGCGAAACUGGAGAAAUGUCGUAACCAACAAAACAAUCCCAAUUCUUCACAGUACCGUGCUAAUUACUCUGAGAUAGAUGAUGAUGACUUGCCUAUUGCUGGAUCACCCAUGCAAGAAGAUAUUGCUUUGGGAGUGGAAAGGAUAAGGUCACCGCCAGCUUAUUGAUUGUGCAAUGCGCAUUGCUUAUGUGAUGGGUUGGCAUUUUUUCAAUGUGAUCCUACAGGUAUUUUUUUUUUUAUAAGUUUUCUCAAUUGAAAUAUGUCAGGCUGUUUCACAGUAAUUUUUUUCACAUGUGGCAACUUGAUUACCAGUUCAUAUCAAUCCAGCCACCAUGAGCUUUUUGUUAUACUCAUAAUUCUUUUUGUUUAGUCUACAUUACAUGACAUGAACUACUAUAUAGUAUUUUUCUGUAGAAGAGUAUUUAAUUGUAUUAAAUUAUUCAGCAUACAGCCUUAUCAGUUGUUUUAAGAGUGCAUUUGCCUGCAUUGCAGUGGCUCAGGGAAAACAAUGUUACAGGUACCUAAGAGCCUUUGAAAUAUUAUAGAAGGGGGAAUAGUCAGCCAAAAAUUGCUGUACUUUUCAUUCAGUAAUUAUUGUUUCCUUCUUAAAUUCACUAUUGUAGACAUCAGUAAUGCCGAAGGGUGUACAAGACAUUAUAAAAUCACUGUUAUGAAAAUCAGAAAUAGAAACAAUGAUUACCUAAUUGAAUGAAAAGCACUUCACUUUGGUAAAGCCCAUGCUGUGUUUAGAAGGUACUUCGUUGUAUCAGUUGAUAUAAUUAUAGUAUUGUAAUAAAUUA
This is a messenger RNA of Macrobrachium nipponense, 1796 nucleotides long. Its product is annotated as cyclin-H-like. Lineage: Eukaryota; Metazoa; Arthropoda; Malacostraca; Decapoda; Palaemonidae. The coding region runs from base 164 to 1162 and encodes 332 amino acids. Gene Ontology annotation, biological process: regulation of cyclin-dependent protein serine/threonine kinase activity; regulation of transcription by RNA polymerase II; DNA-templated transcription. The transcript is spliced from 9 exons. Gene Ontology annotation, molecular function: cyclin-dependent protein serine/threonine kinase regulator activity. The record is from RefSeq and is a predicted model, not a curated record. Gene Ontology annotation, cellular component: nucleus; transcription factor TFIIK complex.